ACAAACAUGAAAGUAUGAAACACUGGUUUAUUUUCUCGUACAUACUGCUUAUUUAAUUCAUAGCCUGUCUCAUCAUAUCAGUUCAUUUCCAUCAUAUCAUCAUACAUCUUCUUCUUCCCCUUCACUGCACACAAAUUCAAAACUCUUGCAGCCUAGCUACCUAGCUAACAAUACCAUGCAAGCUAAUCAAAAGCCUAAUUUCACCCACAUGAUAAUAGCCUCUAGAGAAAAUAAUGUGCCGCCUUGGGUGGGCGAUUCCACCUUUUUUGGAAUGAGAGAGAAUAGUCCGACCACCUAUUGGCGGGGACAACGAGAUGAUGAAAUACUAGUUGAUGAUGAUGAGGAUGUAGCCUCCACUGUUCUGUCUCUUGGCCCUCCUGGCCAACAUCAUAGUAAAACAAGCCACCAAAACCCUAAGAACCAGCUGCACAAGUACGACAAUGAAUGGGGUGUCACGGUGGCAUUUCACAUGGGCCCGACGCCAUCGCCUUCACCGCUUGGAGCUACCAGCAGCAGCUCAAGCAAUUUUAGCCCGAGCGGCGGUGAUGUGGCAGCGGCAGCUACGGCUGGAGGAGGAGGGCUUUCACUUGGUCUUAGGCAGUACUGGAUUCCUACACCAGCUCAAAUCCUUGUUGGUCCCACUCAAUUCUCUUGCACUGUUUGUCACAAAACAUUCAAUCGCUUCAACAACAUGCAGAUGCAUAUGUGGGGCCAUGGCUCACAGUACAGAAAAGGGCCGGAUUCCCUAAAAGGAACAAAACCACCUUUCUCCUCCGCCUCCACCUCCACCGCCGCCGCUUCAUCGAGGUUAAGGCUGCCGUGCUAUUGCUGUGCAGAAGGAUGUAAGAACAACAUAGAGCAUCCAAGAUCAAAGCCAUUGAAGGACUUCAGAACCCUCCAAACACACUACAAGAGGAAGCAUGGUUUGAAGCACUUCUCCUGCC
This is a messenger RNA of Cuscuta epithymum, 944 nucleotides long. Lineage: Eukaryota; Viridiplantae; Streptophyta; Magnoliopsida; Solanales; Convolvulaceae. The record is from the annotation of a GenBank genome assembly.